AUGAAGGAACCAUGCAACGGGAAUCAAACCCUAGAGAACUUGGAGCUUCUGGGAAACGGGUUGGCUGGAACACUCCCAGAGGAGUUGGGACUUUUGACAUCACUCAAGUACAUCAGGCUGGGCAAAGACAAUAAUGGAGGGACUAUCAUUAGUCAGUUCGGUUCCUUGCCCAAGCUUUGGGGUCUUCACUUGGUUGGCUCUCAUCUCAGUGGCACCAUACCAUCUGAGCUAGGGUCACUCUCCAAUACACUCAAAGGUUUUGCUGUGCAGGGAAAUUUCCUAUCAGGGUCCUUGCCAAGUGAGUUGUGGCAACUAAGGGAAUUGAAAGAGCUGAGAAUUGGCAACAACCCACUGGAACUGUCCAUUCAAAAUGACGUGCACAAGUACAUGCCGAAAUUUCGAGUUAUAUAUGCUGCAAGGCUCACAACGUUGGAUGGUUCCCUGCCAACAACAUUGGGUCUGCUAACGGGGUUGAGUCACUUUAACAUUGAGGAGAAUGUUGUUACGGGACCACUCCCGAGUGAGUUGGCAACCUUGACAAGUUUGGGAAGCAUCAUUGCCAAAAUCAACCAGCUGACGGGUUCUUUGCCUUCCGAGUAUGGUCUUUUCCGAAGCUUUGCGUCACUAGACCUGCGAGGAAACAUGGGUAUGGUUGGUCCGUUUCCUCCACAACUGGCAAAUCUGAAUGAGAGUUUGGAACUAUUGGACUUGGAAGACACUUCAAUUACUGGCAACAUUCCAAAGAAGCUUUGUGAGCUUGAAUCUCUCAAUUUUGCAUGUCCACCCAUGUGUGGUUGUGGCUGUCCAUGUUCGGAAUUGUAG
Messenger RNA from Seminavis robusta, 822 nucleotides. Lineage: Eukaryota; Bacillariophyta; Bacillariophyceae; Naviculales; Naviculaceae. The record is from the annotation of a GenBank genome assembly.